AUGAAAUCUGUCGUAGUUCUGGUGUUUCUGGCUGCUGUUGCUAAUGCGAAGUGGAUUGGCGAGUUGCAGACCAACAGUUAUUCUUCCGACGGGCCAUCUCGGAGGAUCGUGAACGGCCUGGAGGCCAUUCCCGGACAGUUCCCGUAUCAGGUCAUGUUGCUGACUGAGUUCCCCGAGUCACCUAGCCUUAUAGCUGGAGGAUCCGUCUUGACCGUCAACUACGUCCUGACAGCGGCAAGCACGUUCUUCAACUCAGGAGCCCAAGCCACCGGAGGUACCGCUGUGAUGGGUGCCAACAUUCGUGCCAAUCAAGAGCCUUCCCAGCAGCGCAUUCGUUACGAUGCUUCUGGAAUCAUUAUUCAUCCGCAAUACGUGGUAACCAACAGACGAAACAACGUUGGAGUUGCCCGGCUGAACACACCGAUGACCUUUAACGAUCGUGUUCAACCUAUUCGUCUUCCGGCACGAUCCGAUACUCGGCAGUUCGAAGGAUUCAUCGGAACCAUUGCCGGAUUUGGACGAUUCGUGGAUGAACCGGGUGCUUCCGAUGUGCUGAGGUAUAUUACCAACCCGAUCAUGAUGAAUGCCUUUUGUAUAGUCAGAUGGGAUUGCCUGACAGUUCAACCAGAUAACGUUUGCUUGAGUGGUGACGGCGGACGGUCAACCUGCAACAGUGACAAUGGCGGUCCUCUAGUAGUCAACGAGGGAGGACCCUUGCAGAUCGGAAUAGCAUCUGUUUUUAGCAAUCCAUGCUCUAUUGGCUUGCCAUCGGUGUACACACGAGUAAUCCCGUUCCUGCCAUGGAUCGAGGCCAACACUGAUUACGUAGUGAGACCUUGA
Messenger RNA from Anopheles aquasalis, 840 nucleotides. RefSeq names its product chymotrypsin-like. Gene Ontology annotation, molecular function: serine-type endopeptidase activity. Gene Ontology annotation, biological process: proteolysis. The record is from RefSeq and is a predicted model, not a curated record. Lineage: Eukaryota; Metazoa; Arthropoda; Insecta; Diptera; Culicidae.